Molecule: messenger RNA, 1377 nt
Organism: Anopheles coustani
Lineage: Eukaryota; Metazoa; Arthropoda; Insecta; Diptera; Culicidae
Product: mitochondrial amidoxime reducing component 2-like
Exons: 4
Coding region: 314-1360 (348 amino acids)
Molecular function (GO): pyridoxal phosphate binding; catalytic activity; molybdenum ion binding
Source: RefSeq, a predicted model, not a curated record
GAUUGACGGCCGGUAUUAGCAGUAGGAAAACAUUGGCAGGCAGUGCCAGCGGCAUGCAAAUAUCGAUGAAACAAGCCUGAGCCAACAGACAACGUUCUGGGGCGCGAAAGCAGUUCGGCCAACCGUCCACCGAGUUUAGUUUCUGUGCGAGCCGCUAGUUCCGAUGCGAGCAAACCUGUUCUGGUUGUUUGUUUGAUCAGCAUCGUGCCCGAGGUGAAACCGGACCAGCGCGUUGCCUAAUUAGCAAGUGCCCGGGCACACGUGCAAACAAACUGGAAGACACCAUCGCGAAGCGGACGGGCUGACGAAGGAGAUGCUAUCCAGAGUGUCCCUUCUUCAUGUAGAGCUACUCGACCACGGAGGAGGCUCCGGAACGGGCAGCACCGCCGCCAAGGCGCUGCUGGUGGCGGCCGGCGUUGGGCUCGUGACGGCGACCGGGUAUGGCGUGUACCGUCUGCUAAAGUACCGUGCGGCCCAGCGGCCACCGACCGAAUGGCGACGUGUCGGCGAAGUUUCCGACCUUUGGAUCUACCCGAUCAAAUCGUGCGGUGCGGUGCGGGUUUCCAAUUUCCAGUGCUCGCCGAUCGGUCCGCAGGUCGGUCUGCUGCGCGAUCGCAUCUUCAUGGUGGUGAAGAGCGCGGACGGCACGUUCAUCACGGGCCGGUCGCACCCGACGCUGGUGCUGGUGCAGCCGUCCUUCGACGCACGCUACGAGCUGAUGACGCUAUCCGCGCCCGGCAUGCUGGACAUCACGGUAAACGUGCGCCAGCUGCUGGCGGCCCAACCAGGUGCCGCCUCCGUCUGGGACCAGCCGGUCAGUGCGGUCGACUGCGGCGAGGAGGCGGCCCGCUGGCUUUCGCGCUUCCUGCUCAGCGAAGACUUCGGACUGCGGCUCGUCCUCUACCCGCACGAUCAACCGACGCGUCCGGUGCGCGAAAAGAAUCGCAUCCACGCGCUGCUGACGGCACGUGACUCCGGCGCGUUGCACGAUGCCACCAGCUACAUGCUCGUCUCGGAAGCAUCCGUGGCCGAUGUUAACUCGCGCCUCGACAAACCGGUGCCGGCCCUGCAGUUCCGCGCUAACAUUCUCGUCAAAGGUCCGACCGCCUUCGAGGAGGACGACUGGACGUGGAUCCGCAUCGGAGAGACGGUCUACCGCAACGUCAAACCGUGCACGAGAUGUCUUUUCACAAACGUUGAUCCGGAAACGGGCGUGAGCAGCCCGGAGCAGGAGCCGCUGACCACGCUGCGAAAGUAUCGCCUCAAGCCGGGUCUCGGUGCGUCGCCGGUCGUGGGCAUGCAGAUGGGCAUCCGAACGCUCGGCUCGAUCGCCCUCGGAGAACCCGUCUACGUGGGCUAGCACUGCUAUUGGGAGCC